AUGAAAGACUGGAUGUGCCGAAAGGAACGCGGUAAGCAAAACCAACUUUACGAGGAGCUCCUCCACAGCGAUCCCGAGGAGUACCGCAGGCUGCUGCGCAUCAGCCGCGAGCAAUUACUGCAGCUGCUGUCUCGCGUGGGACCCAGAAUAGCGCAGCAGGACACUGUGAUGCGGCGAGCAAUUCCACCAGAGGCACGGCUACAAGUCACUCUUCGUUUUCUUGCGACGGGAGAGAGUCAUCCUUCAUUGAGCCGUCAAUACAGGCUCGAACACUCAAGUGUCAAUGACCUCAUCCAUGAAACCUGCACAGCACUCUACGAAGAGCUGAAGGAGGACUUCAUAAGAACUCCAAAGACCGAAGAGGGGUGGCUGGAUGUGAUCAGUGGUUUCGCUCAGAAAUAG
Messenger RNA from Ixodes scapularis (black-legged tick), 402 nucleotides. RefSeq lists its product as uncharacterized. The coding region runs from base 1 to 402 and encodes 133 amino acids. The transcript is spliced from 2 exons. Lineage: Eukaryota; Metazoa; Arthropoda; Arachnida; Ixodida; Ixodidae. The record is from RefSeq and is a predicted model, not a curated record.